GGCAGCUCUCAGACCAGAUGGCAGGCUUUGCACCAAUUUACAAUCCAGUAGUCCCCUUCCAGAGUGCCAUACUUGGGGGGAUCUCAGAUGGAAAGAGAGUGACAAUCCAAGGACAAGUCCACAGCCAUGCUAAGAGAUGUGCCAUAGACUUUGUCUCUUUCAACAAUGACAUCGCAUUUCACUUCAACCCUCGUUUUGACGAAUGUGUCAUUGUGUGUAACACCAUGCAGAGCCACAGCUGGGGCGCUGAAGAGAGGAAGAACCAUAUGCCCUUCCAAAGGAAUGCAUUCUUUGAUAUCUCCAUUGCUGUGGUAGGACAUGCAUUUCAGGUCACAGCGAAUGGGCAGUUCCUGUUAGAAUAUCGGCACCGCAUGUCCUAUCAGAACAUCCAAUCCAUUAAAGUUAGUGGUGAUGUCAGCCUCUCCUGUGUCACCUUUCACCCAUCACCUGCGGAGAUGACUCCUGCACCACCGCCAUACACUCCAUAUGCAGCUCAGCCGGUGUUUUCAGCACACAUGGCUCAGCCGGUGUUUUCAGCACACAUGAUCCACGUCAAUCACGAUGGACAACGGCCGCCGACUCACCAAAAGAAAAAAUACAUGACGCAAGCCAACACGACCAAACCCGCUGAACUCUCCCCGCAAAAUGACAGCUCUGACCCGAAUGUCAACAAAGAGGUGGAUCAGCCGCAGAAAGGACCCACAGUUGUGCAUAAUCCGGUGAUGCCUUUUCAAGCUGCUUUUCCGAAAAGUAAUGCCAAUAACCGAUGCAUUGUAAUUACUGGAAUGGUGCAUUAUGGAGCAGACAGAUUCCAUGUCAACCUUCUGAAUAGCAGAACGAGAAAUAUUCACCUGCAAAUCAAUCCGCGCUUUAAUGAAGGUACAAUAGUAAGGAACACCCAGGACAGAGGCACUUGGGGUCCCGAAGAAAGGCAGCUCUCAUAUAUGCCAUUCUAUCAAGGGCAAAACUUUCAGAUGGAAAUCAGGAACGAAGGAGGAGUCCUGGGUAUCUACUCAAAUGGAGCAAAGCUUUUCAACUAUGUCCAUCGCCUGCCUUCCAACCAGAUCGACAUGAUGGAAAUCGGUGGAAAUAUCAACUUGACCUGUGUGCAGUACUGACCUCAUCCAAAUAAA
Nanorana parkeri is the source of this 1133-nucleotide messenger RNA. Its product is annotated as galectin-8-like. Gene Ontology annotation, molecular function: galactoside binding; carbohydrate binding. The transcript has 12 exons. NCBI's taxonomy places the organism in Eukaryota, Metazoa, Chordata, Amphibia, Anura, Dicroglossidae. Gene Ontology annotation, cellular component: nucleus; cytosol. The coding region runs from base 18 to 1118 and encodes 366 amino acids. The record is from RefSeq and is a predicted model, not a curated record. Gene Ontology annotation, biological process: negative regulation of CD4-positive, alpha-beta T cell proliferation; positive regulation of gene expression; negative regulation of type II interferon production.